CCCUACUUUGUUGACGUUGACCCAUGAUACAAUAAACUUACUUGGUUGUAUGUGUAUCAUGACGUUGACCAAAUAACGAGCCAAUAUUUAUUUUAAUUACAUAAGCUUUAUAUCAAUUUAUUUUGUUGAGUAGCAUAAUCCUAGCCUAUAUGUUCAAAAAAUUGGUAAUAGUAUCUUUAAUAGCAGUAACAGUCGACUUUUUCUGCGGUGAGAAAGCUACCGAUAUUAUCUUGAGUUUAUAUAAAACGGUAUUUUAUUCAACUCAAAUCCCUGUGAACAGAGAACGAGUAUUUACAAAGGAAGAAUUGAAAUUAUAUAAUGGGGUAGAUAAACCACAAUUGUAUCUUGCAAUUCUAGGAAAUGUUUUUGAUGUUAGUAAAGGAAUCAAACACUAUGGGCCCAAUAAACAGUACAAUGUCUUUGUAGGUCAAGAUGCUUCCCGCAGUUUUGUAACGGGGAAAUUCAACAAAGAGGAUAUCAGUGAAGAUGUAGCUGAUUUCAGUUAUGAGGAACUACGAUCGCUAGAUCAUUGGUUAAACUUUUACAAAAAAGAAUACACAAAAAUCGGAUUAUUGAAUGGGAAAUAUUUUGAUGAAUAUGGACGAGCAACACCUUAUGGCGAAGCAGUACAAAAUCUCAUUAAAGAGGCAGAACAAGCGAAGCAGCAAAUUCAAUUAGAAAAGACCAAGUUUCCUCCUUGUAAUGUAGAAUGGGACGCAGAUAAAGGAAGCCGCGUUUGGUGCUCACAGAAAAGUGGUGGAAUAGAACGCAGCUGGGUCGGUGUACCUCGUCAACUAUACGAACCAGGCUCAAAGAGUUAUCGUUGCGCCUGCAUCAACGAAAGCAAUGAAGAUCUAGGGGUUGUUAAGGAAUAUGAAGGUUGUGAUAAAACAUCCUUUAGUUGUUUUGUCACACAAAACUGAAAAUUACAUAAUUUCUAUCGAGAAGUUCGCAGUUCAAAUAAAAUUUAAAUUAUUUGAUUUUUCA
Anoplophora glabripennis (Asian longhorned beetle) is the source of this 987-nucleotide messenger RNA. RefSeq names its product neuferricin. Bases 150 to 923 code for a protein of 257 amino acids. The transcript has 4 exons. Gene Ontology annotation, cellular component: membrane; endomembrane system. The record is from RefSeq and is a predicted model, not a curated record. NCBI's taxonomy places the organism in Eukaryota, Metazoa, Arthropoda, Insecta, Coleoptera, Cerambycidae.